This is a messenger RNA of Rhineura floridana, 679 nucleotides long. Its product is annotated as CD59A glycoprotein-like. The record is from RefSeq and is a predicted model, not a curated record. NCBI's taxonomy places the organism in Eukaryota, Metazoa, Chordata, Lepidosauria, Squamata, Rhineuridae. The coding region runs from base 99 to 458 and encodes 119 amino acids. The transcript is spliced from 4 exons.
GCCGCAUCCUCUUGAGCGCAAGGCGACUUGCUGGCGGAUGGUUUUGCAGAAGGGCGAUUGCGUUGGAGCGUGGAACCGCGGCGGACUCCAGAGAAGACAUGGACAAACUGAACUGCAUUCUCCUUACAACCUUCAUUAUUCUAACUGUGUCCUGCAGUCCUGGCUACACACUCCGAUGCUACCAUUGUGAACAAAGCCCCCACCUGUGUAAGAUGAACGUUACCUGUGGCUAUGAAGAAGAUGCUUGCUUGCAAAUUAGGUUUGUGCAUUUGAGAACGUAUGGAUGCUGGAAAAUGUCACAGUGUACCAACAAAGAAGUUGCAGAUCAUUUUAAUGCUGACAGUUUUAGAUUCUUGUGCUGCCAAAGAGAUCUCUGCAACAAGAGUCUAAACAUCCUGCUCAGUACAGCUCCCCUAGCCAUUUCUGCAGCGACUGUGAUUUGGAUGACGUUCCAGUGAUAAUUAUGAUUUUUUAAAUGUAUUCUCUGUAUACAUCACACUUUCCCACCCUUUCUGAGUUGCUAUGUCUGAAGCAUUUGGGAAAGAGGCAUAUUGUCUUAAACAAGAAAAGUAUUAAGAUAUAUGAAAGAUGGCUGCAGCAUUAAAAUUCCAUCUUUUAAUAAACUGGAAAAUACUCCUGAAUGCUAGAAACCCAUUCUGUAAUAAACUGUUCUCAACUA